This is a messenger RNA of Callorhinchus milii (elephant shark), 2275 nucleotides long. RefSeq names its product glycyl-tRNA synthetase 1 (gene gars1). Gene Ontology annotation, cellular component: cytoplasm; mitochondrion. The record is from RefSeq and is a predicted model, not a curated record. Gene Ontology annotation, molecular function: ATP binding; glycine-tRNA ligase activity. The transcript has 17 exons. Gene Ontology annotation, biological process: mitochondrial glycyl-tRNA aminoacylation. NCBI's taxonomy places the organism in Eukaryota, Metazoa, Chordata, Chondrichthyes, Chimaeriformes, Callorhinchidae. The coding region runs from base 35 to 2095 and encodes 686 amino acids.
CUCGCCCCCCACCCCCCGGCGCCCACACCCCGCCAUGGAGCCCGACCAGGCCGCCGAGAGGGCGCUCGCCCCGCUCCGACAGGCCGUCAAACUGCAGGGAGAACUCGUUCGGAAACUGAAAGAAGAAAAAUGCCCAAAGGUGGAUAUUGAUAAGGCAGUAGCAGAGCUCAAAGCUCGUAAGAGGAUCCUGGAGGCCAAGGAAUUAUCGCUUCAGCCGCAGGAUGACAUUGUGGACAGAGCUAAAAUGGAGGACACUUUGAAGAGGAGGUUCUUCUAUGACCAGGCUUUCUCUAUCUAUGGAGGUGUAAGUGGCCUCUACGACUUUGGGCCUGUUGGCUGUGCUCUGAAGAACAACAUGCUGCAGCUUUGGCGUCAGCACUUCAUCCAGGAGGAGCAGAUCCUCGAGAUCGACUGCACCAUGCUCACUCCCGAGGCCGUCCUCAAAACAUCCGGCCAUGUUGAUAAAUUUGCCGAUUACAUGGUAAAGGACGGGAAGAAUGGGGAGUGUUUCCGAGCUGACCACCUGCUGAAAGCUCACCUGGAGAAGCUGAUGUCUGACAAGAAAUGUUCUGCGGAGAAGAAAACAGAAAUGGAAAAUGUCAUCGUACAGAUGGACAAUUACAGCCAACAGGAGCUGGCAGAGCUGUUUAUCACAUACAGCGUCAAGUCCCCAGUCACCGGCAACGACCUGUCUGCUCCCAUCUCCUUCAAUCUCAUGUUUCAGACUUCCAUUGGACCUGGGGGCAACACGGCAGGCUAUCUCAGACCAGAGACGGCCCAGGGAAUCUUCCUCAACUUCAAAAGGCUGCUGGAGUUCAAUCAGGGAAAACUUCCGUUCGGCGCUGCUCAAAUAGGGAAUUCCUUCCGGAAUGAGAUCUCACCACGGUCUGGCCUUAUCCGAGUCAGAGAGUUCACCAUGGCGGAAAUCGAGCACUUUGUGGACCCUAACGAGAAGGAGCAUCCUCGCUUCCCCGCGGUGGCUGAUCUGCAGCUGACCCUGUACUCCAGCGAGGCCCAGGUCAACGGGCAGUCGGCACAAAAAAUGCGGCUCGGGGACGCGGUGAAUGAGGGGCUCAUCAACAACUCGGUGCUCGGCUACUUCAUCGGCCGCAUCUUCCUCUUCCUCACCAAGGUCGGCGUCUCGCCCAACAAGCUGCGUUUCCGCCAGCACAUGGACAAUGAGAUGGCCCACUACGCCUGCGACUGCUGGGACGCUGAGUCCAAGACCUCUUAUGGUUGGAUUGAGAUUGUGGGUUGUGCUGACCGGUCUUGCUAUGACCUGACCUGCCACGCCAAGGCUACCAAGGUGGCCCUGGUCGCUGAGAAGCCUCUAAAGGAGCCCAGGACGGUCAGUGUGGUCCAGUUUGAGCCAAACAAAGGGGCCAUCGGCAAGGAGUUCAAGAAAGAGGCCAAGGUGGUGAUGGAGUAUCUGAGCAACUGUGACGAGGCUUACAUCACUGAGGCGGAGCUGCUGCUGUCUGAGAAAGGGGAAUUCCCAGUAGAGGCCGGAGGGAAAACCUUUGUCUUAACGAAGAAUAUGGUCGGAGUCAAAAGAUCCCAAAAAACCUUACACGUCGAAGAAAUCGUCCCAAGUGUGAUCGAGCCGUCCUUUGGCAUCGGGAGAAUCAUGUACACGGUCUUCGAGCAUACAUUUCGCAUCCGGGAAGGAGAUGAACAGAGGACAUAUUUCAGCUUCCCGGCAACUGUGGCUCCAUUUAAGUGUUCGGUGCUUCCACUAAGUCAGAACCAGGAGUUUGUACCGUUUGUGAGAGAGCUGUCUGAGGCUCUGACCAGGAACGGGGUGUCCCACAAGGUGGAUGACUCUUCGGGCUCCAUCGGCAAGCGAUACGCUCGCACCGACGAGGUGGGCGUGGCCUUUGGUAUCACCAUCGACUUUGACACGGUCAAUAAAGUGCCUCACACUGCAACACUGAGGGACCGGGACUGCAUGAGGCAGGUCCGAGCUGAGGUGUCGGAGCUGCCCCAGCUGGUGAGGGACCUGGCCAACGGGACACGAUCCUGGGCUGACAUCGAGGCCGCCUACCCCCUGUUUGUGGCCCAGGAGACCGGCAAGAAGGAAAUGAUCGAGGAAUGAGGGGCAUGUGGCAGGCUGAUUCAUCUUACCCCCUCUCCCUCCUCUGUGUCACAUCAACAAAUACUCCUCCCCCCCCCCCCCAACCCAUCGCAACCACAUGCACAGAUUCUGCAUAGGAAUUUGCUGGGGAAAGAAGACCAAGGUCCAUCCAGUUCACCUUCCUUCCACCAUCCUGGCAGU